Messenger RNA from Gambusia affinis (western mosquitofish), 2065 nucleotides. RefSeq names its product MYD88 innate immune signal transduction adaptor (gene myd88). Gene Ontology annotation, cellular component: plasma membrane. Gene Ontology annotation, biological process: positive regulation of canonical NF-kappaB signal transduction; Toll signaling pathway; MyD88-dependent toll-like receptor signaling pathway. Gene Ontology annotation, molecular function: Toll-like receptor binding; TIR domain binding. The transcript has 5 exons. NCBI's taxonomy places the organism in Eukaryota, Metazoa, Chordata, Actinopteri, Cyprinodontiformes, Poeciliidae. The record is from RefSeq and is a predicted model, not a curated record. Bases 150 to 1016 code for a protein of 288 amino acids.
ACUUCCUAGUUCCACUAAAAGCCAAGUGGGUUGUGCUUAACUACACAGUCAGCCUUCAAAAUCACACAAGUCGCCACCAGAGAUUGUUUUCCACUCAUUUUAAACACAAUCCAGGACGUGGGGGGGAAAAAACCAAAACUAUUUUUAACAUGGACGGUACCGAUUCCAAAGUCGAUCUUGGUUCGAUCCCUCUGGUGGCGCUUAAUGUGACCGUAAGGAAAAGGUUGGGACUUUAUCUGAACCCCAAACACACGGUGGCUGCAGACUGGACGGCUGUUGCGGAGAUCAUGGGCUUCUCUUACCUGGAGAUAAAGAACUACGAGGCUUCCAGGAACCCCACCAAGACCAUCCUAGACGACUGGGCGGCUCGGAACUCGGAAAGUUCGGUCGGGAAGUUGGUCUCUAUUCUGGAGGAGGUGGAGAGGAAAGACAUCGUGGAAGAUCUCCAGACUUUGAUAGACGAGGAUGUCAGGAAAUACCUUGAGACCCAAAAGAAGAAAGCAGAGCCACCAGUCCAAGUUCCCGAGGUCGACAGCUGUGUCCCUCGCACACCAGAGAGGUCUGGAAUCACUGUGGACGACAUCCCAGGAGGUAUCCCAGAGAUGUUUGAUGCCUUCAUCUGCUACUGCCAGAGUGACUUUGCGUUUGUCCUUGAGAUGAUCCGGGAGUUGGAGCAGACGGAGUACAACUUGAAACUGUGUGUGUUCGACAGAAAUGUGCUCCCAGGCUCGUGUGUGUGGACCAUCACCAGUGAGCUGAUUGAAAAAAGGUGUAAGAGGAUGGUGGUGGUGAUUUCUGAUGAAUAUCUGGACAGCGAUGCCUGUGAUUUUCAGACCAAGUUCGCUCUCAGCCUCUGCCCUGGGGCUCGAAGUAAACGUCUCAUUCCGGUGGUCUACAAGUCGAUGACAAAACCGUUUCCCAGCAUCCUUCGUUUCUUGACAGUAUGUGACUACACUCGGCCCUGCACCCAGGCUUGGUUCUGGAUUCGGCUCGCCAAAGCGCUUUCAUUGCCCUAACCGCAGAGCAAGGAUUGGAUUUGUAUCUGUGGGUGCCGUUUCUUACUGCAUUGUCCAGUUUUAUGUUGGACAAUGAUCAGAUGUUGCAGAUUCAAAUGCAUUGUUUCCACAUAUAUUGGCAUGUUUGCGGAAGAUGUGUGAAAAUCCUUAAAAUAUGAUCGCACGCUGAAAAUUUUAGAAACAUCAGAUCUUCACCUCUUAUAUGUUUGAUUGGUGAGGAAAAAGGCUGGAGGAAAUGGACAGGUUUUUUUUGGGCGGGGGGUGUUUACCAUUCCUCUGUCCUAUUUCCAAGACAGUGUCAUCUCUUGGUAUUUGUCUCUGUUUCAGUAUUAAUUUGUUUUGAAUACAUUAUCCGCUUGAAGGGCAAAACAAACAUUCAAAAUACCACGUGUGCUAUAAUAAGAUAUAUCUCUGUAAAUAAGGGUAAAUUUUUUUUUUUCAUUGUGAGAUUGAAAAAAAAUCUCACACUGAGAUUUUUUUGCUACUGCAAAAAAUUAAAUACAAAAUAAAUCAAAUAAAUAUUUUAAGGCUUUUUAUACAUAUUUACUAGGGAUGCCAAUAGAUUUUGUUGCCACUAUUGUCCUGGCACUGGAACACACUGAGGGUUUUAGCACAUUUUAAUUUACUUUCCCUUACAUUUCCAUCAUCAUUCAUUUCAUCUGGCACAACAUUGAAGUUCUCAAGAUGUUACUAAAGUAUAAAGUACUAAAGAAUGAAAGUUACAUUGCAGGACAUCUUAGUUAAGUGUGGGACAUCUUUUCAGAUGCAGUGCAGGAUGUGCUACGUUUUCCAUAAAAGGUUUUUUUAAGUGUCUUAUUUACUUCCUCUUUUGAGUCAACAUUAAGACAAGAUUGGAGCUGUGAAAUUGUGACUGUAACCAUUGCAUAAGCUUAGCAGAUCUUUGCCUCGUGCUUUUUAUGUUUCAGAUUUAUGUCUACAAUGAAUUUUUAGAACUAUUUAAUUAAAAAUGAGUGUGUAUUUUACCUGCAUUAAUGUUUUAAAAAAAUAUUGUUUGAAAUAAUUAUGAAUAAAACUGCCUCUUUGCUCUA